This is a messenger RNA of Epinephelus fuscoguttatus (brown-marbled grouper), 2908 nucleotides long. Its product is annotated as synaptoporin-like. The coding region runs from base 56 to 946 and encodes 296 amino acids. NCBI's taxonomy places the organism in Eukaryota, Metazoa, Chordata, Actinopteri, Perciformes, Serranidae. The transcript is spliced from 5 exons. The record is from RefSeq and is a predicted model, not a curated record. Gene Ontology annotation, cellular component: synaptic vesicle; synaptic vesicle membrane.
AUGACAAAAGCUGCCGACACUGCGUGGAGUGGGACUUGAGAUCUGUGGUUUUUAAAUGUGUAUGGUUAUAUUUGCUCCGAUUUUUGCCAUCUGUGCUUUUGCAACAUGUGGAGGAUACUAUGGUCAUCUCCAGGUUAAAGUGGACUGUGCCGACAGGAGGCAGAGUAACCUCAGCAUCAACAUUGAUUUUGGCUAUCCUUUCAGAUUACAGGAGGUGCAUUUCAAAGCUCCUGUGUGUGAGUCAAAGAGGGAGGAGAUUCUUUUCCUGGAUGGUGACUUUUCCUCAGCUGCUCAGUUUUUCCUGACUGUGGGUGUUUUUGCUUUCCUGUACUCGCUGCUGGCCACCAUCGUCUAUGUCUUCUACCAGAACAAGUACCUGAAGAACAACAGAGGCCCGCUUGUGGAUUUUGUUGUCACAGUCAUCUUCUCCUUCAUGUGGCUGGUCAGCAGUUGCUGUUGGGCCAAAGCGCUCUCUGAUAUCAAGGCGGCCACAAACCCGACACAUGUGCUUCUGCUCAUCUCAGCCUGCAGAGCUCAGGAGAACAAAUGUGCAGCCACCCAGGAGCCUCUGUGGUCACGACUUAAUACAUCUGCAGUCUUUGGUUUUGUAAAUGUCAUCCUCUGGGUCGGGAAUAUUUGGUUUGUCUUUAAAGAGACAGGCUGGUAUAAGACAGGUCAGAGAUAUCCAACCAGGAGUGCUUCUGGGAAACGUGCCAGUGGAAUGCGGCAGCGGCUCUACAGCGAGAGCAGCUUCGAGCAGCCGGAGGAGAGUUUUGGUCCACAGCCCUCCAGACAAAACAGUUUCAAUCAGCAGGUCAGCAGACAGAGCAGCAUCAACCAGUCACAAGUAAGCUUGAGCUUACCGCACGCGUAUCUCGGUAAGCCGGUGAUUUAUGAGAAUAAAGUUGUUUCUCAAGGGCCGAUGAUAUUUGUCAAUGAGAUGUGAAGCUGCUGUUGGUGUAAUGCUGUACAUCGUGAAGGAGAUGUGAUCAUUAUUACCUUAAAGGAGCUGUAAGCAAUACUCAGAGCAUUUAUACAGCAAACCACUGUUUACUGAUAUAGUGGAGCAAUGACAUGCUAAAAGUCACAUUCGCUCUGUGUGUGUUGUAAUCUGAGCUUCUCAGUUCUUUGUUGUGGUAGCUGGACCAGCUUUGCGUGCAGUUAGUGCAUGUGAGUCCUGUGUGUGCACCCCGCUGCCUAGCUAAGUGCCACCGCUCUGCUUUGCCCAUAUAUGGCGGCUAGUGCUGAUUUUGGGAUGGUGCUAUCACAGAAGCACAGCUCCAACCCUGAGGCUCCUUUAAGAUAAAAUGAAAACACUGAUGAUAUCUUUUUGUCAAGUAUGGUGUUCAUAAUGUGAUAUGAUUUUUUUAUUAUAAUUUUUUAAUGAUGUACUUGGAGUUGAGCAUUUCCCCAGUGACACACGUUGUGGAAAAUGAUGAUGAUGAAAUGAUGAAAUGUGAAGUCAUUAGACAUUUGUUUAUUUGUUUGUUUGUUUGUUUGUUUGUUUUUUUACCAUAAAACUUCAUUUAAUAGCCCGGGCUAUUAUUUCCUUAAAUCACUGAACUCAACAGGCCUAUAUUUGGGACAGGCCUUUAAUUCCUUUCACACAAAACUGUUGCUCAGCAAAGACAUUUCAUUCAAACCAGUAUGAAUAUUACUUGUGUAAAAAUUAGGCUCCAGAUAAUAUAUCAAUUACAAAUCAUUCAUUUGAUCUAGCUCCAACAGACAGCUCAUCAGAGAGUUACGACACUCAAGGAAUAUGAAUAACUUGCAGGGUAAUCGAGGAAUGGACACAUAAUUUGAGGUAGCCAAUAACGUGGUUUUAUAUGUCUGAAGAACUUCUAUAAAAAAAAAAAAAUGAAGUGCUAGGCAACCAGACCAGGCCUCUAAUUGAGACAGGCCUUUAUUUGUCAAAAUGUGUAGCCACACCGGACUAGUGAAAGGUACUGGGCAUUUAAUUUAAUACUACUACUAAUAAUAAUGAUAAUUAUAAUAAUAAUAUUAAUAAAUAAUAAGAAGAAGACGAAGAAGAAGAUGUAAUAUAUAUGGUCAUCUAGAGCCUAUAACAUAACUGCCAACUUUAGUCUUAGAAAGCUUAUAACAUAGGGGAGCACGGGGCACAACAUAACGCAGGCUAAAUUGUAACAUGGACAUUUUAUGUAGUAACACAGGGUCGAUCCUUUCGUGCUUCUGGCCAGUUGACCACAAACCACCAAACGGUGACCCAGAGACUGGACGUGUUUCAGCUGAGUUCAGUGACAAAGAGUGUUUUCAGCCACUCUCCAACCACUGAAUUGGUGAAUAAUAGAGAUUAUAUUUACUGUAAGUGUGGUGUAAUACAAAGCAUUCAUAAUUAUCUUAUGUUCCUAUGUUAAGUAAAGGAUUUACAGUACUCAGAGGCUUGUGGUAGCACCUGUUCUGCAGGUAUAGGCAGGUAAAUUGACCCGUGGUGAUGUGCCUUAGUUCUUUUAGGUACAUGGAAGAUAGUGAUGAUUUUAGAUUUUGUGCUCAUAAAUAUUUCCCUGUUUGAAUGUCUUAUUUAUCGUGACCACUACUGGAUUGCUCUCAGUGUUUUUGACAAUAUAUUUUUUCUUUUUAACUCUUCAUCCCCACAAACCCAUAAAAUAAAAUGUUUCUCUUGACUUAUCAGUCAUAUGUUAUAUUUUCACCUUUUUUGCUGUUUUUGUCAAAAGGGUUUUUUUUGUUACACAUUGUACUCCACAUUUUGCCCUAUACUAUGAUUGAUGAAAAACAUGCAGUACUAGUGUCAGCUCAGAAAUGUAUCUAACCAGUGUGAGUUCUCUCUAUAAAUAUUUAAUGUUUGAUUGUAUCAUUUAUUCCCUUUGUCAUUACUGGUGGAUUUCAAUGUGACACUCCAAUGUUUUUUUUCCUGUCUUUUUAAAAUGAA